GUAUUUUUCCACGGAGUUAUAUUCUGUAUCUAUUUAUUUUUCAAAGAUUUCUAAGGCUAGGAAAGAAGCUACCUUAUUGCAGUAUUAUUUCAAUAUAAGUUCAGAAAGAAAUAAACUUUAACAAUGGCGGAUCGUCUCACACAAUUACAAGAUACUAUAAAUCAGCAAGCUGAACAUUUCUGCAACAGUAUUGGUAUACUUCAGCAGUUUUCAACACCAAGUAAAUUCCCCGGUUUCGACCGCAGUGGAUCCCAAACGCCACAGCAACAGCAAAAUCAAGAAGACUAUGCUAUGCUCUUUGCCACGUUAAUUUCUCGAUGUGCAAAAGACAUUGACACACUUAUAGAGUCAUUGCCAAGUGAAGAGAGCUCCACUGAACUUCAAGUGCAAAGUUUGAGGAGAUUAGAAGCGGAAAAUAAAGAGGCAGCAGAACAGUUGGAAGAGGUUGUGCGUCAAGGAGAAAUACUACUGGAGAAGAUACAAGGAGCUCUUAGUGAUAUUGCUCAGUGUCAACUUGAUAUGCAGAACCCAGCAUUAAUCCUCAAUAAAGAUGUGAAACCUCAGUUAUAGGGUUCAUGGAAGUACGGUGGUAACCGUAGACCAUAAAAAGACUGUUUUAGAGAUACUCAAUGAUUGAGACUUCAUUAUUUCAAUGUACAGUGCUAUUAAUUAGACCAAAUUCAAUAAUUGAAAGUGUGGUUUCGUAUAUGGAAUGUUGUAUUCUUUUUUCUGUCUAUUUAAAUUAUUAUUUUAAGAAAAAAAAUCUGUUUUGUAACUAGCCAGUUUGGUAUAGUGCAACAAAUUUAUUUGGCCCAAUGGGCAAAAGUGAAAUAAAAUACCAGCCUUACCUUUUGUUACAUAAUCCAGUUUAUAUGUCUAUGAAGUGUAGUUUUUGACAGUACUAACCAUGAUUACAGCUGUUCUUUCAGAAAAGCAGAUAAGUUUCUAGUACUAAAGAUGUAUAGAUUAAGCAUAUUUCUUAGUGUUUUUAUUGUAGUAAAUAGAGUGAAUUCAAAUGUUAAAGAUUGGCAACACAGUAUUUGGGGAUUUCUAUGAGCGCUGAUGAUAAUUUUAGUGUUCCCGCUAUUUGCCACCUUAUAGAAAAAAUACUAUGUUGUGCAAAUGAGAUCUCCGGAUAUCUAUUUUUUUUUAAGUUUCGUAGAUAAUGUUUCGUUUAGGUCUUGUUAUUGGUGGUUAA
Papilio machaon (common yellow swallowtail) is the source of this 1198-nucleotide messenger RNA. It is a transcript of the gene MED21, whose product is annotated as mediator of RNA polymerase II transcription subunit 21. Lineage: Eukaryota; Metazoa; Arthropoda; Insecta; Lepidoptera; Papilionidae. The coding region runs from base 124 to 570 and encodes 148 amino acids. Gene Ontology annotation, cellular component: mediator complex. The transcript is spliced from 3 exons. The record is from RefSeq and is a predicted model, not a curated record. Gene Ontology annotation, molecular function: transcription coregulator activity. Gene Ontology annotation, biological process: regulation of transcription by RNA polymerase II.